Molecule: messenger RNA, 756 nt
Organism: Candida dubliniensis CD36
Lineage: Eukaryota; Fungi; Ascomycota; Pichiomycetes; Serinales; Debaryomycetaceae
Product: TRAPP subunit
Exons: 1
Coding region: 1-756 (251 amino acids)
Biological process (GO): endoplasmic reticulum to Golgi vesicle-mediated transport
Cellular component (GO): TRAPPII protein complex; TRAPPIII protein complex; TRAPPI protein complex
Source: RefSeq, a predicted model, not a curated record
AUGCCUACCAUGUCAAAUGACAAUAUAAUACUCCCAUCAGUCUCGUCUUUAUCGAAACUAACUAUUAACGAUGUAUCAAAGUCAGGAUUUGGAUACAAUCCAUCAAUAGGACCAAUAUCGAAUACUAUAACCCUGGAAUCGUCACUGAUAUUAUUAAACAAGCGUACAGUAUCACUAACCCCAACAUCGUCUGACUCAAUCUACGCUAGGAAUAUUAUUACAAAAAAACCUCACGAAAUCAACUUGUCUUCGUUAUCAUUCUUGUUUUGUGAGAUCAUUAGUUGGGCACAUUCUAAUUCCAAAGGAAUUCAAGACUUGGAGAAUCGGCUAAAUGGAUUAGGCUACCAAAUAGGCCAACGAUAUCUUGAGUUGUGUAAAAUAAGAGAAGGGUUCAAAAACAGUAAACGAGAAAUUAGAAUUUUAGAGAUAUUACAAUUUAUUCAUGGUCCUUUUUGGAAAUUGAUUUUUGGUAAAACUGCCAAUGAAUUAGAAAAAUCUCAGGAUUUGCCAAAUGAAUAUAUGAUUGUUGAGAAUGUACCAUUAUUCAAUAGAUUUAUCAGUAUACCCAAAGAUUACGGAGACUUAAAUUGUUCUGCAUUUGUUGCAGGUAUAAUUGAAGGAGCACUUGACAAUAGUGGAUUUGGUGCUGAUGUUACAGCACACACAGUUGCCACAGAUGUAAACCCAUUAAGAACAGUAUUUUUGGUCAAGUUUGAUGAUUCUGUUUUAACUAGGGAGAGUUUGAGAUUUGGAUAA